GGUUUGCCAGUUCUCUGCAGUGUCCUCUGAUUCUGCUCCAGUGAGGCCUUCCUGCUGACACUUCAGGAUCCAAAGUGCUGCUCCAUCAAUCAGGUUCUUCCACUGGCAGCAGACCAGGCGGCACACCAGCACCAAAUCCACUGCAGGCUCCCAUUUUUUUUCCCUUGUGCUUCCUUCCACCCCACCGCUGGAGCUGCCAUGACCACCAUCGGCGACCUCCCUGAAGACGUGCUGGUGGAGCUGCUGUCACUGCUGCCCGCCCGCGACCUGAGCUGCGCCUGCAGGCUGGUGUGCAGGCAGUGGCGGGCGGUGGUGGAGCUGACCACCCUCUGGAAGCGCAAGUGCCAGCGGGAGGGCUUCUACAGGCAGGGCUUGGACAGGAGCAUCUCCGACUGGAAAAUCUUCUACAUCCUCUGCAGCUUGAAGAAAAACUUAAUCAAAAACCCCUGCGCUGAAGAGAACUUUCAUCACUGGAAGCUUGAUCAUAAUGAAGGAGAUAAAUGGAGGAUUGAGGCUAUGCCUGGAGCUCACGGAACAGAGAUGCAAGACCCCAGCGUACGCAAAUACUUUGUCACUUCAUACGGGCCAUGCUUCAAGUCUCAACUCAUUACCCUGCAGAAUGAAGGAUACUGGAAUCAGUUGAUGGAUGAGAAACGUCCUGAAAUUGUAGUCAAGGACUGGUAUGCUGCCAGAUUUGACUGUGGGUGUCGCUAUGAGCUUAUGGUUAGGCUGCUUUCCGAAGACUACCUUGUCCUGGAUGAGUUCCACCCGGAGCCAGUGGUUAUAGAGCAGUGGAGUGACGCAGUGUGGAGAGAGAUUUCUCACACCUUCCAGAAUUACCCACCUGGAGUUCGUUACAUCUGGUUUCAGCAUGGAGGCCAAGACACCCAGUACUGGGCAGGAUGGUAUGGAAUCCGAGUGACAAACAGCAGCAUCACCAUCGGGCCCAUGACAUUGUCAUGAAGGCAUAACAGAAGU
This is a messenger RNA of Cuculus canorus (common cuckoo), 978 nucleotides long. Its product is annotated as F-box only protein 6. Gene Ontology annotation, molecular function: ubiquitin protein ligase activity; protein binding. Bases 199 to 963 code for a protein of 254 amino acids. The transcript is spliced from 6 exons. Lineage: Eukaryota; Metazoa; Chordata; Aves; Cuculiformes; Cuculidae. Gene Ontology annotation, cellular component: SCF ubiquitin ligase complex; cytoplasm. The record is from RefSeq and is a predicted model, not a curated record. Gene Ontology annotation, biological process: SCF-dependent proteasomal ubiquitin-dependent protein catabolic process; glycoprotein catabolic process.